This is a messenger RNA of Abrus precatorius (Indian licorice), 2031 nucleotides long. RefSeq names its product triose phosphate/phosphate translocator, chloroplastic. Gene Ontology annotation, molecular function: antiporter activity. The transcript has 12 exons. The record is from RefSeq and is a predicted model, not a curated record. Gene Ontology annotation, biological process: transmembrane transport. The coding region runs from base 475 to 1686 and encodes 403 amino acids. Gene Ontology annotation, cellular component: membrane; Golgi apparatus. NCBI's taxonomy places the organism in Eukaryota, Viridiplantae, Streptophyta, Magnoliopsida, Fabales, Fabaceae.
AAUCUGACUCACAACUUUACACGGGAAAGGAGAAGAGGAGACGAUAAGGCCCUGAUUUGAAGAAAAAGAACAACACACACUCUCCCCUCUUCACAACCAAUCAUCCAUUCCACCCUACACACAAAUCUCUUCCCAACAGAUAAGAGGGCCCCACCUAUCUCUUCCCUCCAACCACACCCUCCUCUAACCCCACCCCACCACCCUGCUCUCUCACAUCUCUCACCGUCAUCCAUCACCCUAUAUCCAUCUCAUCAACGCCACUGACGCCUUCAGCCGCACCCCACUCUCCUGCACCGCGACACACUCAAUCAACUCCCGCAACAACAAAACCCGAUUGUUAACAAGAACCAUACGUACUAAAACGAAAUCACAACAACAACAUCCAUAUCACACACACUCGAUCGCAUACACACACAUACACACUCGCUCUGAUUCCUUCUUGUUCCUCUCUAUUCCGUCUUCGUUCCUGUUCACAUGGAGUCGCGAGUGUUGUCACGCGCCGCAACCUUGUCCUCCCUCCCUCACCUCCGCAAGCUGCCGCGUGAAGCCGUCGCGAGUGCCUCCAUCGUCUCCGUGAAGGCCGUCGCCGACGGCGGAAAUCUCAUAUGGGGGAGGCAGCUCCGACCGGAAUUGUGCUCGCCGGCGCUCAAGAAGGAAACCGUCGUCCUCCGGCCAUGCCUCGCCGCUGCCUCCUCGCCGGCCGAGGGGAGUGAUUCCGGCGGGGAAGCGAAGGUUGCUCCGGUUGGGUUCUUCGAGAAGUACCCCGCUCUCGUCACUGGGUUUUUCUUCUUCACGUGGUACUUUCUGAAUGUGAUUUUUAACAUCCUCAACAAGAAGAUCUACAACUAUUUCCCUUAUCCAUACUUCGUGUCGGUUAUCCAUUUAUUAGUGGGUGUGGCGUACUGUUUGGUGAGCUGGGCCGUGGGCCUUCCUAAGCGUGCUCCUAUAGACUCCAACCUGCUGAAGUUGCUCAUCCCUGUGGCUGUGUGCCACGCAUUAGGCCAUGUGACCAGCAAUGUCUCAUUUGCUGCAGUUGCUGUUUCUUUCACACAUACCAUUAAAGCUCUUGAGCCAUUCUUCAAUGCUGCUGCUUCACAGUUCAUACUUGGCCAAUCAAUACCCAUAACUUUAUGGCUGUCCCUGGCUCCGGUUGUUAUUGGUGUGUCAAUGGCAUCCUUGACCGAGCUCUCAUUCAACUGGAUCGGCUUCAUAAGUGCUAUGAUUUCAAACAUUUCCUUUACAUACCGGAGUAUCUAUUCAAAGAAAGCCAUGACUGAUAUGGACAGUACCAAUGUCUAUGCCUACAUUUCCAUCAUUGCUUUAAUUGUCUGCAUACCACCGGCCGUAAUUCUGGAAGGGCCUGCACUGUUGAAGCACGGCUUCAAUGAUGCAAUUGCUAAAGUAGGUAUGGUCAAGUUCGUCUCAGAUCUCUUCUGGGUUGGGAUGUUUUACCACCUCUACAAUCAGGUGGCUACCAACACACUGGAGAGAGUUGCUCCUCUCACUCAUGCAGUUGGCAACGUACUGAAACGUGUAUUUGUGAUUGGAUUUUCAAUAAUAGUCUUUGGUAACAAGAUUACCACCCAAACUGGUAUAGGAACGGGCAUUGCAAUUGCAGGAGUGGCACUCUACUCGUUCAUCAAAGCCAAGAUGGAGGAAGAAAAGCGACAAGCGAAAGCAGCAUAAGAAGAAAGGCAUCAAAUUGGAGGAUGUCUUGCACUGUAAAUCAUCACAAAUUUCCUUCAAAAUAAUUGAGCAACUGGUUCAGUAUUGGACUAUCCUUGUGAUAGCGCGCUUUUAUUUUUCCUUUUUUUGUCAAAUAUUUUCUAUCUUUUCUAUUUUUCUCUUGUUCAUUCAGAAAACAAUGACUUGCUGAUUUGCAGUCUUCUCGUGUUGACUGAGAAAUGAAAUAUCCUUGAUUCCCAUAAAGAGCUCUUAUAAAACUGUUAUGAAAUCUGUAAAAUUGGUCGGUAGCAACAGUGCUUGGAAGAUCAUUGUAUUUGUAGGUUCUUUUUCAGAGCCUGCUGGCUC